AUGUGGGGAUCAACAUCAUUGUUCCAGAAAACCGUCAAUCCCUCCGAUCUUUUUGCUAAGAUAGAACAUCUACACAGUGAUGCCGGUAUCAGCCCUCAGGGUUCGGUGGAGUGGGUAGUACCAGAUAUGCUUGACUUGGUGACUGCAAGAGAACCGCUUGUACGACCAGGACCACCGCCGAAAGAGCCUAUUAAUCAAAUAUACAGAAGAACACAAGAGCAAGUUGUUUGUGGAUCUUUGGCGGUUACAAAAGGAAAAAGGAACAUAGGAGCUGACGUUAGAGAAAAGAAAACCAAUUACGGGAAUAAAAGCUUGACAUUUGAUCGAACAGAAACUCAAACAAAAACGCCAAAUAGUUAUGAAAGGAAGGAAGUCAAAUUCAAGAAAAAAAACACAGCUAAUAAAGCUAAGCCAAAGUUCAACAAAAGAAAUAAGUUUUCUCUUUUGAACAUGUAA
Messenger RNA from Strongylus vulgaris, 456 nucleotides. NCBI's taxonomy places the organism in Eukaryota, Metazoa, Nematoda, Chromadorea, Rhabditida, Strongylidae. The record is from the annotation of a GenBank genome assembly.